CAGUUGCUUUAAAAAGCAAACUUGAGCGCUUCUCUCAGGUAGCUAAGAGACCAGAGCGCUGCUCUCUGUGCAAUUAACAGUUAUGAAAAACCUUCAUUUCAAGGAUUUCUUCUGGAACUCUGACCUGACCAGCACUGCUGGCUAUGACGCUAUCAUCCAGUAUCUCAAUGAUGGCAAGAGGACAUGCAAGGAGGUGGAGGAGUUCAUGAAGGCCAGGGCAUCAAUUGAAGAGAAGUAUGCCAAAGAUCUCCUUGGUUUGUCCAAGAAGGUGUGUGGACACAAUGAGAUGAACACAUUAAAAAGAUCCCUGGACAUGUUCAAAUUACAAACUGAACAUGUGAGUUUGUCACACUCACAACUGGCGCAGAGCAUGAGGGAAGAGGCCAAGAAACUGGAAGAAUUCAGAGAAAAACAGAAGGAAGCUAGGAAAAAGUUGGAACAACAGAUGGAUACCCUCCACAAACAGAAGGCUUCACAGUUUAAGAAGACGAUGGAUUCAAAGAAGACAUAUGAGCAGAAGUGCCGUGAUAAAGAAGAAGCAGAUCAGAACGUGAACCGAAACACCAACACCAACAACACCAAGCAGAUGGAGAAGCUCUACGCAAAAGCACAACAAGCAAAACAGAAUGCAGAAGAAGCAGACAGGUUUUACCAUCAGAAUGUACUCACAGUGGGAAAGGCUAGAGAUGAAUGGCUGAAGGAACAUAUCAAAGUCUGUGAGACGUUUGAGAAACAGGCAAUGGAGCGUAUUAACUUUCUGAGAAACACAGUGUGGACUCACCUCAACCAGCUCUCCCAGCAGUGUGUGACCAGUGACGAGCUGUAUGAGGAAGUGAGGAAGUCUCUGGAGAAUUGUGCCGUCCAGGAAGAUAUUGAACACUUUGUAAACCUCAGACGGACUGGUGACAAACCACCAGCUCCAAUUGUGUAUGAGAACUUCUACAGCAGUCAGAGGCCUCCAGCUGGAGCUCCACCUUCCCGGCUGCCUCCACCAAUCACCAGGAGAGGGCCGUUACCUGAUCCAACACAAAACAAUGAUACAAUCUACUCCACAGUGCAGGACGCAGGGUACAGUGUGAUCCAGUACUAACGCACAGACCAGCUGCCAGAGUUAUUGUACAUCCUGUCCAGCACAGGAGCUUUUGUGACGGACAUCAAACGUUACACGAGUCUCUUCACUUCCUCCUUUGUGAUUUCCUGUUCCGAUACAGUCUCCCCACAUGGAAAUAAGCGCCGUAACUGUGCACGCACAUAUUUUUAGAUGAGGUCGUGUGGUAUUUUCAAUAUCACAGUGCUAUAAACAGAAUAAUUUUAUUCUUAGGUUAAUGUGUGUAUAUUUUUUAAUCAAAAUGCGCACUAAAAUGAGUUCUGCUCAGUAUUUAAUGAAAAAGACAUUCUGUAAAAUUAGAUUGUAAACAUAAAACAGUCUAGGUUAUUACUGUAUAACCUUCAGUCACUCCCACUGGCCAGAUAGAGCCUUUUUAUUAUGUUUAUAAUGUUUUGUUAUGUUCUGUUUUGUAUUUAUUUUUGUAAAUCUGUACUUCGUUGUCUGCUUACUUGUUUUCAUUUCCUCUUAGAUGCGAGAGUAACAUGUCAGCUGACAGAGAUCUUGUGAUUGGAGGACACACACACACACACACACACACACACACACACACACACACACACAGAGUCAUUUUUCUGUGUGCAGUACAUUGGGUACAACUUUUCCUAUUUCUUUCCAUGAAAGUCCUGUAUCCCAACAGUCUUGAUUAGUUUAUGUGCUGAACAACAGGCUCAUUUUCUAAUGUAAGAAAGUCCUAAAAUGACAUUGAGGUAAUUAAAAUGGAAAUGUGUGAUGAUUUUUAUAAAAUACUUCCAGAUUUCUUGAGGUUGUUUGAAAAUGUUGCACUUUGAUUUUGCUUUAUUUAUGUUCACAUCAUUUGUAGAAAUUGCUAUAAACUGUGACAAAGUUUGAAACUGCAGCAGUAAAGAUUUCACUGUGCAGGUGACCUGGUGUUUGUUUUUUAU
This is a messenger RNA of Centropristis striata (black sea bass), 2010 nucleotides long. It is a transcript of the gene pstpip2, whose product is annotated as proline-serine-threonine phosphatase interacting protein 2. Gene Ontology annotation, molecular function: actin filament binding. Gene Ontology annotation, biological process: actin filament polymerization. The coding region runs from base 83 to 1090 and encodes 335 amino acids. The transcript has 14 exons. Gene Ontology annotation, cellular component: plasma membrane; actin filament; cytoplasm. Lineage: Eukaryota; Metazoa; Chordata; Actinopteri; Perciformes; Serranidae. The record is from RefSeq and is a predicted model, not a curated record.